AUGGAUGAAGUUCUAGCCUCUGCUGCAGUGGAACCCCCCUCAUCAAUUCCAGCGGCCUCUGUGCCCUCGGUUCCAGCUCAGAAUGCACCCUCCCAAUCGGACGUUCCUGAGCCCUCAAAAGGCGUUGUUUCUGCUUCCGGCCGAGUACGCCGUAGAUCCACUUCAUCUAGGUCUUCUAGGUCCAUGAGGUCACUUAGACGCGACAUGUCUCGCUCCUCUUCCCAUUCUUCUGAUCGCUACUACCGCCGUAGCCGUCAUCGCCAUUCUCGUUCAAGAAAUCAAAGUCGAACUAGAAGUCGAUCACGGUCGAAUCGUUUCCGUCAUCGUCGUAGAUCGAGUAGAACACCGUCCUAUCGACCACCCCGCCGCAGGCAGUACGGACGUAUGCGUCGGUUCUCGCCCCAUCGUCCCUAUCGUGGGGGCCGCGGAGCGCCUUACCUCUCCACCUUUCCCCGGCGCAACAGUCAUAGCCCUUUGAAGUGUGCUGGUGGUCUGGCGUCACUUUCUCAGCGGCCUGUCCGACUGUUGCCACCAUCUACAGCGACAAAAACAAUGGGAUCGGGUGGAGGCAGUCCUCUUGCUGGUCGGAUACCGCCACUGAAUGAACGCUUUGAGGGUUUAGUGGAAUCCACUCUGCGACAGCGCCGGCGCGAGUAUGGUGUGCCUGGGGGUCUAGCCUACCUUCUCCUCUCCAACCGUCUCAAAUUGCCUCUUCCCACACUUAUGCGUGAAGCAAAGGAGUUAUCUGUUGUGAUUGAACGCAAUCUUCCACCGGAAGUUGCUGAUCCGACGGCAGAAAUAUCGUUUAAUGUGGAUUUAGGGGUGAACUUUGUCUUUCCUCACCCUCCAAAUGCGGGGACUAAACCCGUCUUUGACCGCGAAGAGAUACCCAUUUUUAAUAAACCGGAAGAUUUGGAGAAGGUCACCGAACGAGCAGCUGCUUCGUUAGCUGCUAUCACGGCCAAUCGUAUGGGUUCUCAUCCGCCGGCCAACACGUACGGAGAGGUGAACACCUACAGUAACGGUAAUGCCAACAAUUUGGAUAGGUCUGAUCGUCUGAGGCGGGGUAGCGCAUUUAGUCACUUGAGCACCUCGAACCCCCUGGAUGUACCGAAAGGGUCUGCCUAUUUCAUGCACGACGACCGCGAUGGACGUCCAUACGGCUGGCGUAGAAGGGACUUCAAUGAGCCCUACUCUCGAGAUAACUGGCGUCAAAGGCGGUUAGAUUACGAGUAUCGCGAAACCGAAGGCUAUCAAGGAGGGACUCGACGCUGGACACGACGCUCAGAUGAGGAAAGAGGGGACCGAAUGGUUGAGAGUGGACGGCGCUGGGGCUACAGGUCAAUGCGCCAUGGUGGUCGUGAGGAGGUGGAGGAGGCGCGAUGGUGUCACGACAAAUUUUUGGAGUUGGAGGGGGAAACCAAUAAUGGGGAUGGCGGUGCCUCGCAUCACUCCUCUCCUUCCACCACGAAUUCACGUCCUGCCCGCCGCGGACCCAACUAA
Molecule: messenger RNA, 1503 nt
Organism: Hydatigera taeniaeformis
Lineage: Eukaryota; Metazoa; Platyhelminthes; Cestoda; Cyclophyllidea; Taeniidae
Source: the annotation of a GenBank genome assembly